AUGUCAUUCUCAAACCUGGUCUCUGACAUUGCCUUCCGCGAUGCUCGUCUUGAUGAUGGCAGUUCGCAAAUCUCUCAUGCCCGAUCUCAUCGAUCCCACGCAACCGCUCGGUCGUAUACAAGCACCGCAGCAACAAGUGUCAGCAUCUCUGGCGAAGUUUCCAGCCAGCUACAUUCUGGAUAUAGCCAUCCCUUGACCAGAGCAUGGCAAGCCGAUAGGCAAUUGACAAAGGAUAUGCUUAUCUAUCCCCUGUUUGUCACCGACAACCCCGAUGAAGAGACGCUGAUUCCUUCAUUGCCUAACCAAUACCGCCGCGGAAUCAACCGCUUGGGUCUACGUUCAGUGAUGCUGUUUGGUGUUCCCCUCCAUCCAUCCGCUAAGGAUGCGCUUGGGACCGCCGCAGAUGACCCUGAUGGUCCUGUGAUCCAAGCUAUUCGUCUUCUUCGUUCUCGUUUCCCUCAACUCUACAUCACCACUGAUGUGUGUCUCUGCGAAUAUACGUCGCACGGCCAUUGUGGUAUUUUACGUGAAGAUGGAACCCUUGAUAAUGCGCAAUCUGUCGAUCGGAUCUCCGAUGUAGCUAUUGCCUAUGCAGCGGCUGGAGCUCACUGCGUGGCCCCCUCAGACAUGAAUGACGGAAGAAUCCGGGCAAUCAAGCUCAAGUUGAUUGAAGCCGGCGUGGCACACCGUGUCCUUUUGAUGUCCUACAGUGCCAAAUUUAGCGGCUGUUUAUAUGGACCGUUCCGCGAUGCGGCUGGCUCGUGUCCCUCAUUCGGAGAUCGCCGGUGCUAUCAACUUCCUCCGGGUGGCCGUGGUCUUGCCCGACGUGCGAUACAGAGAGACAUGGCCGAAGGUGCCGACAUUAUCAUGGUGAAGCCAGCCAGCAGCUACCUCGAUAUCAUCCGGGAUGCCAAGGAUUUAGCACCUGAUCUUCCAGUGGCAGCUUACCAAGUUAGUGGUGAAUUUGCAAUGAUCCAUGCCGCUGCCAAGGCUGGUGUCUUCAACCUCAAAGAUAUGGCAUUUGAAAGCACCGAAGGCAUAUUGAGAGCAGGUGCUGGAAUCGUCAUCAGUUAUUUCGUUCCAGAAUUCCUCGAUUGGCUUUAG
Molecule: messenger RNA, 1104 nt
Organism: Penicillium paradoxum
Lineage: Eukaryota; Fungi; Ascomycota; Eurotiomycetes; Eurotiales; Aspergillaceae
Product: porphobilinogen synthase HEM2
Exons: 3
Coding region: 1-1104 (367 amino acids)
Biological process (GO): heme biosynthetic process
Cellular component (GO): cytosol
Molecular function (GO): porphobilinogen synthase activity; zinc ion binding
Source: RefSeq, a predicted model, not a curated record